Messenger RNA from Cynara cardunculus var. scolymus (artichoke), 616 nucleotides. Its product is annotated as 60S ribosomal protein L27-like. NCBI's taxonomy places the organism in Eukaryota, Viridiplantae, Streptophyta, Magnoliopsida, Asterales, Asteraceae. Gene Ontology annotation, cellular component: ribosome; cytosolic large ribosomal subunit. Gene Ontology annotation, molecular function: structural constituent of ribosome. The coding region runs from base 36 to 443 and encodes 135 amino acids. The record is from RefSeq and is a predicted model, not a curated record. The transcript has a single exon. Gene Ontology annotation, biological process: translation.
GCAGCGGCGGCGGAGGAUUUGGAGAGGAGGCGAAAAUGGUGAAGUUCUUGAAACCUCACAAGGCGGUGGUGGUGCUCAAUGGCCGUUUUGCUGGCCGGAAGGCGGUGAUCGUCAGGCAAUUCGACGAAGGCACUCGUGAUCGUCCCUACGGCCACUGCCUCGUCGCCGGGAUCGCCAAGUAUCCGAAGAAGGUGAUUCGUAAGGAUUCGGCAAAGAAGACGGCCAAGAAGUCUCGUGUGAAGGCAUUCAUCAAGCUCGUGAACUACAACCACAUCAUGCCGACGAGGUACACGCUUGACGUAGAUCUGAAGGACGUCGUAACGGUCGAUACGCUUCAGUCGCGGGACAAGAAGGUGACGGCUUGCAAGGAGACCAAAGCACGGUUCGAGGAACGAUUCAAGUCAGGGAAAAACCGUUGGUUCUUCUCGAAGCUCCGUUUCUGAGGAUAAGAUGAGUUUUUUCAAGUUUCAAUUUUGUUAUGUUCGUCAAUAUGAUGAUAGACUCUGAUUACUGGUUCUUCACAUUUAUUUUUGAUAUGUUUCAUUCAAGUAAUUUCUGUUGCAAUUGGAAUGAAUUUCAGAGGAUUAAUCGGAUGAACUUCAUGUUUGUGACCGAA